CCUUCUGCCGCGGCCCGCAGACCAGCCGCGCUCUGGAGCUUUGGGAAAAUUGCGCGGGCGCCUGAGGCUUCACGCAGGCGCAGUGCAGGCCCGUCCGAAGGGGCUGAGUGCGGUCCGUUGGGCUCCCCACGGCUCAGCCCACAGCCCCGAGUCCUGGGAGCCGCCCCAGCAUCUCCGCCUGGAAUGUGGGUGGACGAGGGUCACCUUCACCCAGGAAGCUUCCAGCUUCUUCACUUGAGACCUCACCGGCUCCCCAGUUCCAGAGAUGAUCAAGAGGGAACAGCAGAUGGUGAACUGGGGGACUCCCCAGGGCCCAGGACCCGGGGUGUCCACCGUGGUCAACAUCCAGACUGAGACCACCGUGCCCGACCACAUCGUCUGGUCCCUGUUCAACACGAUCUACUUCAACUACUGCUGCCUGGGCUUCGUGGCGUUCGCCUACUCCGUGAAGUCCAGGGACCGGAAAUUGGUGGGUGACGUGAUUGGGGCCCAGGAGUAUGCGUCCACCGCCAAGUGCCUGAACAUCGUGGCCCUGGUCCUGGGCCUCCUCGGGACCAUAGGAUGCAUUGUUCUUCUGGUGGUGGUGUUGCCGGCAGCCUACCAUGCAGUGGUGCAGAGCAUGCAGCACUUUGGCGGAGGCUCCUAGGUGCUGCCCUUGGCCAGGGGACCACGUCCUCCCCACCCCUCCCGGCCCUGCCCCCACCGCCCACCCCUCCACACAGCGCUGUGCACGGACAUAGCUGUCCCCACUGAACCCAAUAAAGUGCCCUUGGAUGUGAUGAUGCCGAUGUUUCCUGGGCCGCUGCCCCUGCUGAGUGCCCAGCCUGCCCCUGAGACUGAGCCCACCACCCACACCCUGGCCCACCUGCUUGCUGCUCUGAGGGGGGCCCAGCUCUUUCUCAGAUGUUCCUGGUUUCUGGUCUCCCGCUGGGAGCAGCAGCUGGGACAGGGCCCUAGGGAGGGGCUUGGUCCUUCCCAGUAUCUGAGCCCUGAUCUGAGGGGGGCUGGGUCCAGUUCACCCUGGGCCCUGAGGACAAGCCUCCCUGACCCCGGGCUGGCCGGGAGCAGGGGUGAGUGCUGCAGACUGGUGCCCUGGGAGGCCAUGGUGUUUGCAGGUCCGGUGCAGGGUGGAGCCCGGCCCCACAGCCCCUCCUGGGUGGUCCCGCCAUGGCUGUGCUUCCCCCAGCCCACCAGCUCUGUCCUUGCUCCCCCUCAGGGGACAGCAGCAGAGGUGUGCUGGCACCAGGGAGGGACGGAGCAGGCAGCCCUGAGGGACAGAAACCCUGAGAGGAAGGACCAAAUCCUCCCACCAAACAGGCUGGGCCUGCUGGCUGGAGCCUCUGCCAGUGUCCCGGAAGGGCCCCCCAGCCUUUGGGGACCCCAGGCGUGGGGUGGGAGCUUUUUCCAGGGCCACUGAUGCACAUGGGGCCUGGGGCUGUCCUCAGCUUGACCCAUUCCCUGCCGGCAGACCCUGCAGCCACCACGGAGAGGCUGGGGAAGUCGGGGGGGGGGCACAGGCUGGUGUUGGGGGAUGAACCCGUCUCCCCGUGAGCCUUGCCCUUUGGGGACCUGGGUUCAUUGGGGCUCCAGCUGUGGGGUGAGGUCAGUCCUGCUAGCUGUGGUCUGGGGGCAGCAUCUCUUCCCCCUGUGGUCUUGUUGGGUCCUGGCGCACGUGUGAUCCUGACCCUGGCCCCCUUCCCCCCACACCCUGUUCCAGCCCGUGUGGCGCCCUGAGUCUGGGGCCUAAAGAGGGCUGUGCUGUGUCUGCAAUAGGCCUUGCCUAUCAGGAGGGCACCCCUGUACCCAGGGGACCCAGGGCUGAGCAGGAGGGGGUCAGGCCCAGGGAAGGGGUCCUGCAGGAGAGGACGCUGGCAAUGAGUUUGUUCUCCCCAGGCGGGGCCCUGGUGUCUGGACGGUGGUUCGGGCAGUCUGCCCGCUGGGCACUGGAGAUGGAGGGGCAGUGGUUUCCGUAGCCCUGGCCUGAGGCUGUCCUGAAGCCGAGGUGCCCUUGUCCCCGCCAGGGCUCGGAGGCGGCCCCUCUGACCCUCUGCUGCAGGGGAGGAGCUGUGGUGGG
Phyllostomus hastatus (greater spear-nosed bat) is the source of this 2074-nucleotide messenger RNA. Its product is annotated as interferon-induced transmembrane protein 1-like. Gene Ontology annotation, cellular component: plasma membrane. The transcript has 3 exons. Bases 266 to 646 code for a protein of 126 amino acids. The record is from RefSeq and is a predicted model, not a curated record. Gene Ontology annotation, biological process: response to interferon-beta; host-mediated suppression of symbiont invasion; response to type II interferon. Lineage: Eukaryota; Metazoa; Chordata; Mammalia; Chiroptera; Phyllostomidae.